AUGUUAGAAGGUGUUCCGGAAUCUGGCAGUAUUCCGAAACAAGGGGGAGAAGGUGUGUCUGAUAGGUCAAGGAAAGAAGACUUUAAUGCUCCAGUUAAGCUUGUUGUCAAGAAAGAACCUAAGGGCAAGGAAAAAUUAUUCAGUGAAGAGCCCAUCGUCGAUAACAGUGAAGAUGAAGAGGAGCUAGCCACACACGAGCAUAAAAAGCGAAAGGUUCGUGAAGCCGAACUGGAUGAGCACCAACAGAUCAUCCGAGAGAUUGAAGAAAAGGAAAGAGCUGAGAAAGAGGCUCAGGCUACUAUUUAA
This is a messenger RNA of Lactuca virosa, 306 nucleotides long. NCBI's taxonomy places the organism in Eukaryota, Viridiplantae, Streptophyta, Magnoliopsida, Asterales, Asteraceae. The record is from the annotation of a GenBank genome assembly.